AGUCUGGGACAAAAAACAGACUAUUUAACGCGACGGAGGAACGAUGAUACCACAGUUGUGAUGCUACCACAGUUGAAUACACAUUGUACAGUACACAGUAUUAUGGUAUGAUAUAUCACAGUAUGAUGUACCAUCGAGAGUCUGUGUUGAUCUGGGAAGACUGUAAGAAAAUAAGUAGCCUAACUCGCCGUUUCCAACAGCGAAGUCGGCGAUCAAAAGAAAAAGAAAAAAAAAAGAGUUCGAUAACAUGAAUCUCAUCAAACGCGUCCUGAUGCUUAUACUAAUUUUUACAAAAUCUCUCACGUUUGUACAAGGCGAACUUAUAACACUUAGUGCAUUAAGUGUGCCAUUAAGUUUUUUAGGUUAUUAUGCGUACGGCAAGUACAAAUGCAUGUACCAGGAAUGCUGCACAGAUGAAUACAUUCCUGCUGACUUGGAUAGAUUAGAAUAUGUACUUACUGCUAAAUUAUACGGGCAACAAAUUGCUCAUGAAACGAUCAUAAAUGCACUUCGGGGCCACUUGGAAAAUCACAAUUCACAUAAGGCGUUGGUCAUGAGUUUUCAUGGCACACCAGGAACAGGCAAGAACUAUGUCGUGCAAAUGAUUGCCAAAGCUUUUUAUAAAAAUGGUAUUCAGAGCAACUAUUUCCAUUUUUUCAAUGGCCGUAAUGAUUUUCCUCUGCAACGAAAAGUAGAUGACUACCAGGAAGAAUUGUAUAAAAUUAUUUUCAAUGGUCUGCAACAGUGUGAAAGAUCGAUGUUUGUGUUCGAUGAGGUGGAUAAAAUGCCAGAGGGUCUACUAAAUGUACUGGUACCAUUUCUAGAUUACAGCAAUUAUCACAAAUCCACUAAAAAUAGCAAUUCCGUAUAUCAGAACAAAGCUAUUUUUAUAUUUCUCUCAAACACUGGCAGUACCAAAAUAGUGCAGCAUCUCAAAAAUCUGUGGGAGAACGGCAGGAAACGGGAGGACACAAAACUACAGGAUUUUGAAACACUCAUAGCUGGUGGAGCGUUCAGUGAGAAGGGCGGUUUCCAUCAUAGCGACACUAUACAGACUAGUGUGAUUGAUCAUUAUGUGCCUUUCCUACCUCUUGAGGAAGUGCAUGUUAGAAAAUGCUUGGUAAAGUCUUUCACAGAUCGAGGUGUCAUUCCGACAGAGGAGAUGUUACAAGAGGCACUGUCGUAUUUAACUUUUGGCCCCGAGCCGUUUAAUCUGUACUCGAUGGCAGGCUGUAAGAGGAUAGAACAGAAAGUUGCUACUAUUGUGUAUCGUAAACAAUCAGACUCCAAAACUAUUGAUUGAAAUAAUUUAAAAUAUUUAAUAAAAUAAUUUAAAAUUUUUAAUAAAAGUAAUAAUACUGAUGAGAUAUUGUGUAAGUAUUU
Molecule: messenger RNA, 1383 nt
Organism: Trachymyrmex septentrionalis
Lineage: Eukaryota; Metazoa; Arthropoda; Insecta; Hymenoptera; Formicidae
Gene: Torsin
Product: torsin-like protein
Exons: 3
Coding region: 248-1303 (351 amino acids)
Biological process (GO): cellular response to misfolded protein
Molecular function (GO): ATP hydrolysis activity; ATP binding
Source: RefSeq, a predicted model, not a curated record